Molecule: messenger RNA, 852 nt
Organism: Verticillium alfalfae VaMs.102
Lineage: Eukaryota; Fungi; Ascomycota; Sordariomycetes; Glomerellales; Plectosphaerellaceae
Product: tRNA (guanine-N(1)-)-methyltransferase
Exons: 1
Coding region: 1-852 (283 amino acids)
Biological process (GO): tRNA N1-guanine methylation
Cellular component (GO): nucleus
Molecular function (GO): tRNA binding
Source: RefSeq, a predicted model, not a curated record
AUGCUCGAAAGCGAGCGCAUCUCCCUGUCGAGCCAGGUCACACGUUGCUACAGCGACAACAGGCGCGCGCGGUAUCAGUCGCACCUCUACAUCAGCUCGUACAAGGGUAUGAUGAAGGAGAGGUUCGAGACGACGCUGGCCAACCAGCACCUGCACUGGAAGGGCGUAAAACUGAUUGAGGGUGAUUACAUCGAGGCGGCGAAGGCGGCAGAGCAGGAAAUGAAGGGACCCGACGGAGGUCAGUUGAUCGAUGUGCUCCAGCCGAGAAAGGGUGCGAAGCCAGCGCUGUUUAGGGACGAGGCAGACGCGACACCACAGGCCGAGGCGGAGCCUGAGCCUGCAGAAGACCUCAAGUCGAUCGUCUAUCUGUCUGCCGAGUCGCCAAACACCCUGGACCGCCUGGAGCCAAACACAAGCUACAUCAUCGGGGGUCUUGUGGACCGUAACCGCGAAAAGGGCUUGUGCCACAGGCGCGCGAGAGAAAGGGGUAUCCGUACGGCAAAGCUGCCUAUCGGGGAAUACCUGGAGAUGGCGAGUCGCCGCGUCCUGGCCACAAAUCACGUUGUAGAGAUCAUGCUCAAGUGGCUGGAGACCGGCGAUUGGGGCAAGGCGUUUCUCGAGGUCAUUCCCAAGAGGAAAGGUGGCAAGCUCAGGGGCUCGGCGGAGGAGGGUGACACCACCGGUGCUGACCUUGAUGACAGCAGACUGGAAGAUGAAGAGGAUGAUGACGAGCAUAGCGAAGAGGACCAGACCACGACCGAGAACAAGAAUGGCAACAAGGGCGCCCUUGAGAGCGACGAGAUGCAGGUAGAUACUGACGCUGUUGCUAAUGCGCCUGCACCUGCCACUUAG